UUUAAUGGUUUUACUGGGAUUUAUUUAGUUGGAUCCAACAAGACGCUGAGAAGCGGAACCAUCGCGUUUCUACCAAAACACCCGGAGUUUAUUUAGGAUACACGGGAAGUCACGGAGCUUUUUCCUGUAGAAGCAUUUUAGCCGGUUCAUUUGCAUUAGGUCUUAUUGUUAAAAAUAUCAUCUAGUUUCAGUUUAAUCUGUAUGAGCUAAAAUUUAGCCAUCAAUAUGCUGAUUAAAGUUAAGACACUCACGGGCAAAGAAAUAGAAAUUGACAUCGAGCCUACAGACAAGGUGGAGAGAAUCAAAGAGAGGGUGGAGGAAAAGGAGGGGAUCCCACCACAACAGCAAAGACUCAUUUACAGCGGAAAACAAAUGAAUGAUGAGAAGACUGCUGCUGACUACAAGAUACAGGGAGGAUCUGUCCUGCAUUUAGUUCUGGCUCUCAGAGGAGGGCAAAACCUGCACUAACCCUGCAGUCUGUCCUGUUAGGACUGUAAAUAGUAGAAAUCUGUGUUAUCAUGUGAUAUGUAUCAUCAGCAGAAUUGCCGAGAGGCUCUGCUGUUUAAAGCCAAAAGUGGACAUUUGGCUUUGCAUAAAAAUCACUGUCUAAAUCAUGUUAGUGUGAUCACAGCAGGUUAUGAAUGAGUAAACAUGCAGAUGCAUUCUGAACACUGUUUACAACCUAAAUAUUAGAUCAUGUUGAAGUUUGUUUCUGCCUUUUUCAUUCUGCAGUAUGUGACAGUAUAAAAUUAUGCACAAUUAUGCACUCUAUAAGAGCCCAUGAAGAAAAUUAGUUUGCAUUAUCCCUUGCUAUUUUAAAGAAAUAAAAACUCAACUCAAUCUCCUCAUCCAGCUCUUGAUAGUGUUAUUUUAGUAUUAUUGAGAAACUACUUUAGUUUGUAAUACUUACAUUUUUUUAAAAAUAUGUCUAUACAUUUUUUAUUUUUAUUUUGGUUUUAGUUUAGUACAUCGAGUUACACUAGUUGAUAAGAAAUGUUGCUAUUGCAUCUGGUUCAAAUAAAAUAAGUUUUUUUUUUCAGUUAAAGUUUUUUAUUUUAGGUAAUAAGCAUGUUUUUUUUAAUUGGUUUUAGUUAACUAUAAUAACCAUGUUGUAUUGUAAUAGAAAUGCUCACUAAACCAUCAUCUUCCUACAACUCAUUUCUUGAACGCAGUGCAUUAUACCAUAUAUAUGAUUUAUUGUAUUUUGUUUGGAUGAAAGAGAAAUAAACAAUGGAUAUUUGUGGUUUCACACACA
Messenger RNA from Labeo rohita (rohu), 1255 nucleotides. It is a transcript of the gene nedd8l, whose product is annotated as NEDD8 ubiquitin like modifier, like. NCBI's taxonomy places the organism in Eukaryota, Metazoa, Chordata, Actinopteri, Cypriniformes, Cyprinidae. Gene Ontology annotation, biological process: protein neddylation; regulation of proteolysis; modification-dependent protein catabolic process. Gene Ontology annotation, cellular component: nucleus; cytoplasm. Gene Ontology annotation, molecular function: ubiquitin protein ligase binding; protein tag activity. The coding region runs from base 226 to 468 and encodes 80 amino acids. The transcript is spliced from 4 exons. The record is from RefSeq and is a predicted model, not a curated record.